This is a messenger RNA of Glycine soja, 1376 nucleotides long. Its product is annotated as wall-associated receptor kinase-like 20. Lineage: Eukaryota; Viridiplantae; Streptophyta; Magnoliopsida; Fabales; Fabaceae. The record is from RefSeq and is a predicted model, not a curated record. The transcript is spliced from 2 exons. Gene Ontology annotation, molecular function: polysaccharide binding. The coding region runs from base 180 to 1073 and encodes 297 amino acids.
UCAAUCCUCAUACCUUCAUCUCAGAAAGUUAUUAUUCAUCUGCUAGCUAGCUAGAGGGUAGAAGAUGCUUUCAACAAUUCAAUAAAUAGUAACACUAACACCAGAAUCAUACCUAUUAGUCCCUCCUCUUCUUGCUUCACCACUUUCCUUUAUUCCCCAUCCUCAUAACAACAACAACAAUGGAUUUCACCAACCCUUCACUUCUUCUCUCCAUUUUCCUUCUACUACUUCCUUCUCUGAUCUCAUCACAAAUCUGCCAGAGAAACUGUGGCAAAGAAACUCUCAAGUACCCUUUUGGAAGUGGCCCUGGUUGUGGUGACCCUCGUUUCCAACCACAUGUAACAUGUAGCAACCAAAAGCUCACAUUCACCACUCACACAGGCUCCUACCCUAUUACCUCAAUUGACUACACAAACCAAAUCAUACACAUCUCAGAUCCCACCAUGUCAACAUGCUCCUGCACUGUCCCUAGCAAAGGCUUUGGCCUAAACUGGGAUGCACCAUUUACUUUUGCUGAUAGCACCAUCUUUGCUCUGGUGGAUUGCUCAAUGAACUCAUCAUCUAUAUGUCAAUCAAAUGGCUAUGAUGAUGGGAGCAAUUCCAAUUCCAAGCUUUUAUGUGAUCAAGAGACACCAAUUUGUAGUCUUCUAUACUCAUGCAGGCCUAUUAGCACCACCAUUAACCUUCCAAUCUCGACGUGCUGCGUUUACACGCCGGUUAAUCUCGGUCCAGCGUUUGAGAUGGAUCUGCAGAAGCUGCAAUGCCCUUCUUACACGGGGUUCUACAACUUCAAUGAUCAAGAAAUGGAUCCUGAGAAGUGGAACUAUGGUAUAGCACUCAAGUACAAGUUCAGUGUCACAAAUGACUAUCCUGGCUCGUGUGAUGCUUGUGAAAGGAGCCAUGGGGUGUGUGGGUAUGGUGGGACCUAUAACUCUUUUAUCUGCAAUUGUCCUAAUGGGAUUAACACUACAGCGGAUUGUUUCUUCAUAUCUUCUUAUAACAAUGGUUUUCGAAAUGGGGUUGCUUGGUUGAUCUAUCCUGUGGCAUGUUCUCUUGUUUGGUUCUUCUUGUAAGUUAUCUUGCAUGGAACUUCAACAAUCAAACUCAUGACCCAGAGAGUAACAAAUCAAAAAAAUUCUGAAGGGUGUGACAAGUUCGAGUGUUGGAAAAUUUCAUGGUUAGGGGGGAAAUUAUGUAUGACUUUCUUGGGUUAAAGAAUGUGGCCAUUAAUUCAUGGUGUCCUUCUGUGGCAGAUGUGUGCACAUGCAACCUGUAAUUUGAAUCUCCUCUCAGUUCAUUUAUGUUCAGAAUUCAGUGAAUGACAUUUUUUUUAGAAUUUUUAAUUGAUUGCCUGCAUGUCAAUUACCAUAGUUCAA